Messenger RNA from Danaus plexippus (monarch butterfly), 2384 nucleotides. RefSeq names its product piggyBac transposable element-derived protein 3-like. Lineage: Eukaryota; Metazoa; Arthropoda; Insecta; Lepidoptera; Nymphalidae. The record is from RefSeq and is a predicted model, not a curated record.
AUGAUGGAGAUUUCGGAAGAUGAUCUUGAGGACUCGGAUACAGAAGGUAAUGAGAAUUUUUAUGAAAAUGGAGACGAUUUGCUUCACGAUCUUGAGAAUCCAUUAGAAGAGGAAAAUGAUGACCCCGAUAAUGAUCCAUUCAUGGCAGGAGACCCGCCAUUGAUAAAUGAAGCUACAGCAAAUGAUCAAGUGCCACAGGUUCCAUUCCCCUCAACAAGUCAAGCUAGUCGCCGAGCAACUAUGAGAGGACUCGUAUGGAAGGUAAAAAAAAUUGUUUUGAAUUCUGACCAGACAGCUUUUCAUGGAGACACUACAUACCCAUCUGAACUGAAGGAUGAGGCUACUACUGGUACUGCCUAUAGUAUUUUUUCACAUUUUAUUACAUCAGAAAUAGUUCAAAGGAUUGUGGAAGAGUCUAAUUUGUAUUCCGUUCAAAAAAAUGUGACUAAACCAUUAAAUUUAUCUGAAACUGAGCUAAGAAAGUUUAUGGCGAUACUGAUAUACAUGUCUUUUAUAAAAUAUCCCAAUGUACGGCUAUACUGGUCAAAUACUGUAGGUUUUCAACCAAUCAAGGACAUAAUGACUCACCGAUUUGAGACUAUUCGUAGAUUUCUACAUUUCAACAAUAACGAGAAACAUUUACCCAAGGAACACCCACAACAUGAUAAGCUCCAUAAGAUAAGGCCUAUAAUUAGCCAUCUAAAUGAGAAAUUUGCUUUAGUUCCUAUGGAACAAAAACUCUCAAUUGAUGAACAGAUGUGUGCCACAAAAGUGGCACACUUCAUGAAGCAGUAUUUACCUAAUAAGCCCCAUAAGUGGGGGUUUAAAUUAUAUGUGAUGUGCAGCGUGAAAGGUUAUGCUCAUAAAUUUGAAAUAUAUACUGGCCAAGAGAAUGAACGGCUUCCAGAUGAACCAGAUUUUGGGCCAGUGGGAAAUGUUGUAGUCCGGCUUGCUAGAGGUGACCCAAGGCAUAUAAAUCAUAUAAUUUAUUUUGAUAAUUUUUACACCUCUGUACCUUUAGUUACCUAUCUUGCCAAACAAGGAAUCUAUAGCUUAGGUACUGUGCAAUCUAACAGGCUAGUGAACUGCAAACUGCCGGACAAAAAAACAAUGAUGAAGAAAUCUGUUCCUUGUGGAACUUAUGAAGAGCAGAUGACUGAAUUUGACGGUAUUGAUUUGACAGCAGUUACUUGGAAGGACAAUAAAGUUGUAACUUUUCUAUCUUCAUAUGUUGGAGCUGAACCUGUGGGCCAAGUAGAAAGAUUUGACAAGGCAAAUAAGACUAGAAUUAAAAUUUCAUGCCCACAUAUAAUAAAGGAAUAUAAUGCCCAUAUGGGCGGAGUGGACCUAAUGGAUAGCUUUAUUGGGAGGUACCGAAUUGCAAUGAGAAGCCGAAAGUGGUAUCUUCGUAUCUUUUACCACUUAUUGGACAUGACGGUAAUAAAUUCUUGGCUUGUGUAUAAAAAUUUAAAAACAACUGAAGCCAAUUCAUCAGUUCUAAACCUAUGUAACUAGUUGCUCGCCACGCGCCGACGCGAACGGUCACGUUUUUACUCGCUCCGCAGUCGAAAAUUCGUUGAAAGUGCCAAAAUCGUCCUAUAAAUACAAAUAAUAUAUCAAAUUGUGCGCCUCAGUGCCCCCUAUCAUUUAGUGAAAAAAUAAGUGAAAUCGGAACACUCCUUCAAAAGUUAUUCCCAGGAAACCACAAAAUUGGAGGUUAAGAAAAGUUUGAGUGCGUGCGCCGCCGUUUUUAAAGCGGUGACCCAUAGUUUUUAAAUUGUAAAAAAGUGUUAAUUAGUGAGGGGUACAUCCCUGCGAAAAUUUGGAUUUUUCCGGCAAGUGGUUCAGGAGAAAACGAGGUGAAAGCUAAUCACCACGUGACACGUGGUAUUUAAUCCAGGCGAGUCCGGGUGGCGUCACUAGUGUCGUUGGAUUGGGGGCUCUCUCCCGAGUCUGCCGACACAUAGAUCACUUUCCUGCGACUUCCUGGUGAAGAACUGUGACACAAAGAAGUUUUUGUGCGGGUGGUUUUGAACCGAGUGAACUUUGGACCCUUAUAACUUUUAAAGUAAAGCGGUAACAUAAACUUUUUGUUACCGACAUAUUAAUCCUUGAUAUGGAAUAUCACAUUUUGUUUGUUAAAUGACGUUAAUAUUUAUAAUAACUUCUAAUAGCAUUAAAUUAUGACUACUUAACUUAUAUCGAUUUAAAGGAAAUGUUUUACUGAUUUAUUUUUGUAAAGUGAUAGUUUUUUUUACGUAGGGUAUUAUUUUAUUUAUGUUUUUUAAUAUGGUAUGUUUUUUAAAACGGAACUCGAUCGGUCACUCGCUGUUGGAUACCGAUCGAGACGGUUGUGCUUGAAAGUAUAAAAUCAUUUUAAAGUA